AUGGAGCAGCAGCCGCUGGGGAAGCUGGCUCCGGCGCAGCCGCACGGCGCGUCCAGCCUGCGACCCGCGCAUCUCGGCCCUGCUCCGGGCGAUGCGGCCCCCGUGAAGCGCAAGAGGGGCCGCCCUCCCGGCGCCAAGAACAAGAAGACGGCCGCACGCGAGGCGGCGGAGGACGAGGCGGAGCGACGGCUGCGACGCAACGCGGCGCUCAUGGCGGAGGUGAUGUCGGCGGAGGGUGCGUCGGAAUCAAAAUCGACAUCCGCCGGCGAGGAGGAGAACUCGCGCGAGGAACGACUGAGGGCGGCGUUAGCGGCGGCGACGGCCGGAGACACGCGCCCCGCGGCGGCGCGCGCGGAGGACGGGAGGGACGACGCGUUCGCGGCGCUCCUCGCGCGGGUCGACGACGCGGCCACCGCGGAGGACGCGCGCACAGCUGUGGCGGCGUUUCGAGAGCGAUUCGAACAAACGGCGGCGGCGGGUCGUCGCGGGAAGGCGCGCGUCACGGGCGCCGCGACGCUGCGGAGGGUACAGGGCGGCGCCGACGUUCCGCGCGGGUGGACCGCCACGUCCGUCUCGCUCUAGCACCAGGCGGUCAGGACGCGAGUGCGGUAGUUUUUAAGUUAGUGGCGUAAGAGUAGUUGAAAGGUAAAUUGGAGA
Micromonas commoda is the source of this 657-nucleotide messenger RNA. RefSeq lists its product as hypothetical. The transcript is spliced from 2 exons. Lineage: Eukaryota; Viridiplantae; Chlorophyta; Mamiellophyceae; Mamiellales; Mamiellaceae. The record is from RefSeq and is a predicted model, not a curated record. The coding region runs from base 1 to 582 and encodes 193 amino acids.